AUGCCGGAACCGAAGGCGGCGAUCGCCCAGCGGAUUCCGGAACCGUCGUCGGAAACGGACCGCGCCGACGACGCGGUCGCGCUGGUCGGCGGGCCGGACGAGGUGCUGAUCGACACGGAUGACGCGACGGCGGACGCUCGCGCCUCGAACCUGCCCGAGCGCCUGAUCGUGGACCGCAUGGUGGGGCAGAUCAACGGCAAGCCGAUCUACGCGAGCGAGUUCUUCCGGUCGAUGGACGCACGCCUGCGCGCCGAAGCGCAGAAGAUGCCGCCGCGGGAAUGGCUCGACUUUGUCUCGGGCCAGAUCGACGCGGAGCUGGCGGACCGCCUGACGAACGAGCUGCUGCUCGCGGAGUUCCAGUCGGCGCUGACGCUGGAAGAGCGCCAGGGUGUGCUCGGGUUCCUCGCGUACAUCCGCGAGAACAUCCGCCGGCAGAACCAGGGCUCCGAAGCCCGGGCGGAGGAGCGUCUGCUCCGGACCGAGGGGCUGACGCUGGACGAGAAGAUCGAGCAGCAGAAGGAGCAGCAGUUCAUCUACGAGCAGGUUCGCCGCGAGAUCAAGGCGCGCGUGAACGUGAGCUACCGGGAUAUCCGGCAGCGGUACGAGCGCGACGCGGAGAUGUACACGACGGAGGCGGAGGCCGUGCUGCGGCUCAUCCGCGUUCCGGCGGACGACGCGGAGGCCGUCACUUCGGUGACCGAGGCGCUCGCGCGGGGUGAGGCGCCGGCGGACGUCGCCGGCGAGUUCGGGCUCUACAACGCCGCGCAGAACGGCCUGCUCCGGAAGGAGCUCGGCGCGACGGCGUACAGCGAGGCGAGCAUCUUCCCGGCGCCGGAGAUGAACGGGCCGGCGCAGGCCCUUGCGGUCGGCGAGACCGUCGGCCCGAUCGAGUACCGCGGGAGCGUGUACUGGAUCCACCUCGAGAGCAUGCGGGCGCCGGAGAAGACGUCGCUCUACGACACCCAGCUGCGGAUCGAGCAGCAGAUCCGCGCCGAGCGUGAAACGGAAGAGCGGCGGAAGUACUUCUUCGAGCUGCUCGAGAACGGCAGCUUCAGCGACUCGCGUUCGAUGAAGCGCGAGCUUCUGGAGUUCGCGGCCGAGCGGGGCUGGCUCGGCGCAUUCCGUCGGCCGCUGUCGCUGGGGGCGCGGGGCGAGCGCGUGGCGGCGGGGCACCUGCGUUCGCGCGGGUACCGGGUGAUCCUGAAGAACGUGCGCACGAAGACUGGAGAGCUGGAUCUGGUGGCGCUCGCGCCGGAUCGGGAGACGGUCGUGGUCGUCGAGGUGAAGGCGAAGCUCGUGCGCCCGGGCUCGGACGCGCCCCCGCCGGAGGCGUCGGUGACGGCGCACAAGAAGAGGGAUGGACGGAUCGUCCGGUGCGGAUCGACGUGA
Symbiodinium necroappetens is the source of this 1389-nucleotide messenger RNA. The record is from the annotation of a GenBank genome assembly. Lineage: Eukaryota; Dinophyceae; Suessiales; Symbiodiniaceae.